Messenger RNA from Chrysochloris asiatica (Cape golden mole), 1905 nucleotides. RefSeq names its product collagen, type XXIII, alpha 1 (gene COL23A1). Lineage: Eukaryota; Metazoa; Chordata; Mammalia; Afrosoricida; Chrysochloridae. The record is from RefSeq and is a predicted model, not a curated record. Bases 1 to 1905 code for a protein of 634 amino acids. The transcript has 29 exons.
AUGGACUCCGGAGAGCUUAGUGGCGAAGCGCAGGAGAGCUGCGGCUCGAAGGGCAGCGGCGGGAGGGGAUGCCCCACGCCGGUGACUGGGGCCCGAGUGGUGAGCGCACUGUGCCUGUUGCUUUCCCUGGGCUCAGCGACCGCCUGCCUACUGCUGGGUACCCAGGCUGCUGCCCUGCAGGGCAGGGUGGCAGUACUCGAGGAGGAGCGGGAGCUGCUGCGGCACGUAGGUCCACCCGGAGUCCUGGCUGCCUGGGCCGAGCCGCACCUGGAGCGCCUGCUGCGCGAGAAAUUGGAUGGACUAGCCAAGCUGCGGACAGUUCGAGAAGCUCCAGCUGAGUGCAUCUGCCCCCCAGGUCCCCCUGGACGGCGUGGCAAGCCUGGACGAAGAGGUGAUCCUGGUCCUCCAGGGCAAUCAGGACGAGACGGCUACCCGGGGCCGCUGGGUCUGGAUGGAAAGCCUGGACUUCCAGGCCCCAAAGGGGAAAAGGGGGCACCAGGUGACUUCGGCCCCCGGGGAGACCAAGGGCAAGAUGGAUCUGCUGGGCUCCCAGGACCUCCUGGGCCCCCUGGAGCCCGAGGCCCUCCUGGAGACACUGGGAAAGAUGGCCCCAGGGGAUCACAAGGCCCAGCGGGUCCCAAAGGAGAGUCUGGACAAGAAGGGGAGAUGGGCCCAAAAGGAACCCCCGGACCCAAGGGUGAGCCCGGCAUUCCUGGAAAGAAGGGCAAUGAUGGAACACCAAGCCUGCCAGGGCCCCCUGGACCUCCAGGGCCCAAGGGUGAGCCAGGGAGCAUGGGACCCCAAGGAGAGAGCGGCGUGGACGGUGCCCCGGGCCCAAAGGGGGACCCUGGCCUCCGAGGCACGGAUGGAGCCGCAGGACACCGGGGCCCACCAGGCCUCAAGGGUGAACAAGGAGACACGGUGGUGAUUGACUACGAUGGAAGAAUCUUGGAUGCCCUUAAGGGUCCUCCCGGGCCACAGGGGCCGCCAGGGCCGCCAGGAAUCCCUGGAGUCAAGGGAGAGCUUGGACUGCCCGGUGCCCCUGGAAUCGACGGAGAGAAGGGUCCCAAAGGACCAAAAGGAGAUUCUGGAGACCCUGGGCCUACCGGACCCAAAGGCGAAGCAGGCGAGAUGGGCCUGUCGGGCCUCCCGGGCAUCGAUGGCCCCAAGGGAGAGAAGGGAGAGCCAGCAUCUAACACCCUACAGGAGAGCCUGGCCCAGAUCAUAGCAGAACCAGGACCCCCUGGACCCCCUGGGCCCCCGGGCCCCAUGGGCCUUCAGGGAAUCCAGGGCCCCAAGGGCUUAGAUGGAACAAAGGGUGAGAAAGGUGCAUUGGGUGAGAGAGGCCCUGCUGGCAUGCCUGGUCCAGUCGGCCCACCCGGCCUCAUUGGGCUGCCAGGAACCAAAGGAGAGAAGGGCAGACCCGGGGAACCAGGACUGGAUGGUUUCCCUGGACCCCGAGGAGAGAAAGGUGACCGGAGUGAACGUGGAGAGAAGGGGGAACGAGGAGUCCCUGGUCGGAAAGGAGUGAAAGGUCAGAAGGGGGAGCCAGGACCACCAGGCUUGGACCAGCCAUGCCCUGUGGGCCCUGAUGGGCUGCCCGUUCCCGGCUGCUGGCAUAAGAGUGUGCCCAGCUCAGCCCCAGAUGGAGGAGCCUGUACCACUGGCAGGAGCAUGGACAGGACACUGCAGGGGAGCAUCCACCGGACAUGGCUUCUGUGGAAAGAGACGACAGUGAUGGUGCCUGGCUCUGGUGAGGAUGGGAACACGCCGGCUGGACCUUCGGUCACGAUUAGCCAAGACUCACAGCUGCCUACCGCACCACAGAACCUACUCCCUGAUGUUCCGGAGUCCCAUCCAGGGAUUGAAGGCAACUGCUCUGGCCUCUCCCUCCUGCAGUCUUAG